This is a messenger RNA of Cladophialophora carrionii CBS 160.54, 1071 nucleotides long. RefSeq lists its product as uncharacterized. NCBI's taxonomy places the organism in Eukaryota, Fungi, Ascomycota, Eurotiomycetes, Chaetothyriales, Herpotrichiellaceae. The transcript has 2 exons. The coding region runs from base 1 to 1071 and encodes 356 amino acids. The record is from RefSeq and is a predicted model, not a curated record.
AUGCUUCGUAUUGAAAAGCCGUACAAUGGGGUCCCCUUCUUUGUCUCUCCGUUUCUUCUCCAGACUGUCUUCAUGGAUCCAAAAUGGUUUCCGCCGCCAGAUCGUCCCUUCCAGCCGGGCAGUCGAAGCAUCCUCGCUGCCGGUACCAUCGGUAUCACGACUUUAUUGAUUCCCAAGGGCCAGUUGCGCAACAUCAUUGCCAUCCCUUCCAUUCUUUGGAUUCUUUGGAUUCUGUAUAAUCUGCGCCAGCAUACUACGGGAAAACCUGAGGAGGAUUACUUGACUGCCGUCAACAUUUCCAUCACCCUAGCCAGAUUCAUCGACGUCUGCGUGUUACAUGACGCUGAACAGUCAUUGCGACGAGUCAGAGCAGAUGGCAGUGAUAGAGAAACUGCAGAGGACAUCCAGAGAAUGGGCAGUCGAUUCGUUCUCGAACAGGCCCUGAGAGCAGCAUACUGCUUCGUGUACAUCGACGUUCACGAGUGGUACAUGCGGCGGACGCCCUUCGGUGAUGGCACCACCCAUAUGCCAGACUUCUUCUCGCUGCCGCUUGAGAAGCAGAUAUUUCUCGGGUGGCAGACUGGAUUGCACAAUGGGUUCACAAUGGUGUUUGGGUACUAUCUGGUUACCAUUUUUGCGGUUGGUGCUGGCUUUCAUAGUCCCCAGUCUUGGCCGCCUCUCUUUGGCUCGUUCAUCAAGAAAGGAUAUACGGUGAGAAACAUCUGGGGAUACUGCUGGUGGGUGAAAUCUCGCAGUCCAAUGGGGUCGUUGUCACUCACCUGGCACUACAGGCACCAGCUCCUGCGUCGAACCUUCGAGACAGCGAAUUCCAGCCUAACAAGGCUGGCGAGGAUUCGCAAAGGGACUCUGGCCUCACGAUACCUUCAGCUUUACAAUGCCUUUGUCGUGUCGGCCUUGAUUCAUCACAUUGGCGCCCUCAAUUGCCCUUACUCGGAACUGCCGUGGUGCCAGUUCUACUUUUUCAUGAUCCAGCCGGUCGCCAUCACCGUGGAGGACUUCGCUAUCUAUAUGGGGAAGAAGGCGGGUCUAAAGGAGUCCUGUAAGUUGUGA